Molecule: messenger RNA, 4599 nt
Organism: Aphidius gifuensis
Lineage: Eukaryota; Metazoa; Arthropoda; Insecta; Hymenoptera; Braconidae
Exons: 3
Coding region: 226-2826 (866 amino acids)
Source: RefSeq, a predicted model, not a curated record
GUACUCAUUCGAAGGUCUCCGACGGUCUCGACGAAUAUUGGGCUCUCACAGUAGGCUAGUGUCGCAUAUUACGUUCUCUAGUAGUUGUGUAAAUAUUCGACCUGACUUUUUUAUGUAUAGCUGUAUUAACAUAAUAAUUAUUAAUUAAUUAAUUAAUUCGGUGCUCAAAUCUAUAUUGUUAUAUUGUUAUAUAUAACAACAAUAAACCAUAACGUAUUUUUUAUCAUGUCACUUACGAAUGGCUUAAUGAAAAAACGGAGUCAACAAGAGUCUAUGGAGAUUCAAACAAAAAAGUUAAAAAUUGAAGAUGGUGCUGUUAUUAUAUACAAACACGUUCAAAAUAUGCAAGAAAUAUGGAAGGUUAUAUUAUCUUCGGAAAAUAAAUCAUAUAGUUUUGAUGGUUUAAAUUUUGCUAAUGGUAUGUUGAUAUCUUGUCAGAAAAUAAAUAAUUUCGAAAUUUAUAAAGAAAAAAAACAUAUGAUAAAUUUUUUGCUUUACGUUAAUGACUUUAUCAGCGAUAAUACAAUACCACUUACAUUAUAUACAUAUGAAAUCGAACCGAAAAUCAAUUUUUUAUAUAAAAAAAAUAUAGUAACUCCACAAAACCAGUUAAAAGCAAAUAAAGAUACUAUUAGAAAUUUAAUAUAUAAUAGUACAAAAACUGAUGACAAAAAAAUAUUUUUAAUAUUAUCAACGAUGAUAAAAAACGAUGCGCAAUGUGCUCACAUGUCACGAUUUAUCGAUCACGAUUUUCAAACUAUAGCAUCGCAAAAAGAUUUAUUUAUAUAUAAAUCAAUUAUUCAAUUUGAUCGACGAUGUUAUUCGUCGCCAAUAAAAGAAGAUAAAAAUAAUGUUGUAUCAAAUCUUGAUUAUCAUCAAUUUCGAAAUAAUUGUAAAAAAAUUUAUAUAUCAUUAACAAAUAUAAUACUUAAUCAAUGCACAAGUUUAAAAAAUACAUUAGCAAUAUCUGAUAUUAAUUUAUACGCAUCCACUCAAACACCAUUAUCACCGAUACCAUCUUCAUCUUCUUAUCAGACAAUUGAAAAACCGUCUUGCUUGUUUCAAUUAAGUAAUAGUAUUAUUGAAAAAUACCCAUCAUUACCAGAAAAUAUAAAUGAAAAAAAAAGAAAUUUGUUUAAAAUCGAUCAAUCUUUAUACUCAAUAAGUCACAUGUACAGCACCGAUGCAUUUAAAAUAAACGCAUAUAAAGCUGCUAGCGCCACAACGCUACUUUGUGGUGCGCCUAAAUUGUGGUUAAUUGUUAAUCCUGUUGAUAUUGAAAAUUUAAAAGUUGCAUUAAAAAAUGAAUAUGCUAAUGAAAAUAUUAAUUCUGAAAAUGAUAAUAUAAUCACGAAAUUAAAAAAAAAUUUACUUUUUUUACAUCCAUCGUUUUUGGUAAAUAAUUAUAUACCAAUGCACUUUAUAUAUCAAAGACCUGGUGAAACUGUAAUAAUUCGUGAUGGUGUAUAUUAUCAAACUUUAAAUAUGGGUAUAAAUUUUUCCGAAACUGUAUAUUUUUUAACACCAAGUUCAAAAUUGAUAAAUAUGAGAUAUAAUAGUGGAUUGCCGAUGAAAGAUGAAGUUAUUAUUGCAGUUAGUAGAAAAAUGCGUAAAUUACAUUGUGAUAUAUGCAAAGAAACUUUUCAAUCAACAGAAUGUUUGUCUAUACACAACAGAGAUUAUCAUAAUAUGCAUGAUUCUAUUGUCGCUACGUGUCCAAUUUGUCGCCUUACAAUCAAUACCACGUCAUUAUCAAAUCAUCUUUACACCAGACAUUAUGAAAAUACGGGUAUUUGUUUGAUUUGCGAUACAUUUUGUUUAGAUAAAUUGUUUAGUCGCCAUUAUCCUGUACAACACCAAGUCUCAAUCAGUAAUGAUAUAAAACAAAAUAUUGAAUUUCAAAAAAAAUACAAAGAAAUGUCAUUACGAGUCAUUGAGAAAUCCAUGAUAACGGUCGAUGAAAUUUUGAAGAAUGAAAAAAUAAUUAUUAAUAAUACUAAAAAAGAAAAUAUCGAAGAAAUUACAAUUCCAACUAUUGAAGAUAUAUUAAAAGACAAAAACCAUGGGGAUAAUCACGAUCGCAAAAGUCUAUCGAAAGAACUAAUUUUUUAUCAAGCAAGGCAUAUAUUAUAUAACAUAGCAACGUCACUAGCACCGUCUGCCGUUAUUCAAAAACUCAAAGCUGGGGAUAUAAAUCAAAUUAUUGAGUCCAAAAAUAAUGAAGAAGAAAAAAAAAAAGUUUUUUGUGAAUUUCUUGAAGAAUUUUCGUGCCCAUCAACAUCGUCCGUUAUUGACAGACCAAUACAAGCCAAAACCGAUAAAAGAAGAAAGAAACUAACUGAUGAAGUUCAAAAAAAUAUAAUGGAAAAUUUUGAUAAAAUUUAUAAUUAUUAUAAUAAAUUUAAUAUAUGUAAUAAUUGUAAGAAAAAAUUUCGGUCUUAUGCAGAUUAUUGUUUACAUAAUUGUCAACCAAAAUCUUGUCCAGCAUGUUUCACCAUGUUAUCUUCUAGAUGGGUGUCUAGAACUCAUAAAUGUCAAUAUAUCUUGCCUUUGACGGCUGAUCAUUCGAAACAAUCACCUUCGAAACAAUCAACGGAAAAAGAACAGUCACCUUCAACUUCUGAUGAUGAUAAUCAUGAGGCUGAGCAUCAAUCAACUUCUACUGGUAAUGAAUUACAUUAUAAGAAAAAAAUAAUCAAGAAAUUAGAAAAAAAAUCUCUCCAAAAAACAAGCUCGAAAAAUUUAUGUUGUUCGUAUUGUAAAAAAGAAUAUCUUUAUCUUAAAGCUUAUGAAAAACACAUUAAGAAAUUCUGUAAAAAAAAAUAAAAAAAAAUUGUUUCCCGUUGAAAAUUGAAAAUUUUCAAAACUCCAGUGAAUGCGGGUUUUUUAAUUACGGAACCAUAUUUAUCAUUAUUAUUUCAAACUCUCUAUUUUAAAUAGUUUAGAAGAUAUAUGAACAUUAUUUAUUUUUUGCGAGUGAUUUCAAUACUUAAGGCUUCGCCUCCGUAAAAAAUGUAUUUUUUUAUUAUAAUAACUCUUUAAUCAUAUAUUUAUAAUCGAAUAUUUUAUUGGUUAUAAAAAGAAAUAAACUUGAUACUAUAUACAUUCAUUAUUAUGUACAUAUACUUUUAUUUGUAAUUUUUUUUUACGAUUAUCGUUAUCACCUAUAAUAAAAAAAAUAUAUACUCAAUUUUUUUUAUAGUUUGUAAUAAAAAAUAACACUAAUAGUUUUUAUUGAUUUUUUUUUUGAGUGGAUAAAUAAAAAUUUGUUUGUUAGUUUGAAUAACAGCAAAAAGAAAUUAUGUUUCGCAACAUAAUAAUAAUAAUAAAAAAUAAAAAAAGACCUGGUAACGUUUGUUGAGGCGUGUCGUAUAUGAAGUCUUCAGUCUUCACCAUUUCACUAUUAUUUUUUUUUUGUUACUUUUAUUUACUUAUUCAUUCAUUUAUUUAAUUACCAACCCAACUGGAUAAACUAAAUUGUGGGGUCUCUACAGAUAUAUCUGUAGUAUAAUGUAUAUCGAAUAUAUUCAGUUUUUUAUAUUACAUUAUAUAAUAGACAAAAAUGUAUGGACACAAAUUAAAUAUAAAUAAAAUAAAAAUAUAUAGACAUUAAUUUAAAUUGAGGUAUAAUAAUUAAUCACUAACAGAUCUAUUUAAUGAUAAAUAUUGAUUUACUUUUUAAUUUAUAUAUUAGAGUUAUAUUACAACUAUAUGAUUUAAUAAAAUUGUCAAAUUAUUUUUGUUAAUAUAAAGUCUCUUAAUACUUGAUAGACUAUAAUUUAAAUACUUGGAUCUCCAGAUCAAAUUUAGAUCUUAAUCGAGAUGAUAAAGAUUUUGAGAGACCAUUAAAUAUAUCUUCUGAUAAACUGGUCAAUUCGAUUUUGCUGAUAUCAAGUUGCUUAAGUUUUGAUAAACCAUUGGAACAACCUGAUUCGAGGUUUUGUAGUUCAUUCGAAAUUAGAGUAUCUUGACAAGGCACAAGUUGAUAAAAUUUAUCAGUGCGUUCCUCGCCAAUGAGUCCAACAACAAACUAGGUAUAGAAUCUUCAUCGUUUCACUAUUAUUUUUUUUUUUUUUUGCUCUUUUUAUUUACUUAUUUAUUAAUUUAUUUAAUUACCAACAGAACUGAAUAACUAAAUUAUAGAGUCUUUACAGAUAUUCAGCGUUUAUCUUAAAUUAUAUAAUAGACAAAAAUGUAUGGACACAAAUUAAAUAUAAAUAAAUUAAUAAUAUAUAGACAUUAAUUUAAAUUGAGGUAUAUAAUAAUUAAACACCGACAGAUCUAUUCAAUGACAAAUAUUGAUUUAUAUAUUAUAUAUAAAGUCUCUAGUCUUAAUAUUUGAUAGACUAUAAUAAUAUAAAUACUUAAAUCUUAGAAUUAAAUUAAUGAUUGAAUUCAGAUCUUAAUCGAGAUGAUAAAGAUUCUGAGAGACCAUUAAAUAUAUCUUCUGAUGAACUGGUCAAUUCGUUUUUGCUGAUGUCAAGUUGAUUAAGUUGUGAUAAACCAUUGAAACAACCUGACUCGAGGUUUUGUAAUUUAUUCGAAUUUAAAUUUAGUUUACGGAGUUUUCGUUGAUUAAUAAAUAUAUCUUUUGAUAAA